AAUAAAAAAGUAUUCUAACUUUUUCUUUGACCAAACUCUCUCUCUCUCUCUCUCUUUCACAGAACUCUCUUCUAUCUAUCCCUAUUUCCAUGGAAGCAAGGAGAUGCGUUCGUUUCUCUCUAUCUUUACAUCAACACUGACUGCUCUCCUGCUUACUCAUUCGGGAGAAAAGGGCUUCUCUGUCGCUCAAAAAUCCGAACUUUUCAGGCUAGCUUUGAUGGAAGUCUGUGGCAAUAUUGAUUACUAGAGUCAACAAACGUUACUCAAAUCAAUAAUUGGUUUCUAAAAAUUCACAAAUCAAGCUUUGGCUCUGUUUAGUUUUUCCUCCAUGGCCUCCAAAACUCCAGAAGGAUCACUUUCCAGUUCCAGUCAAAGUAUGUCAGUUAGUACUUUAGCAGAUCAAGUCUCUUCCACCUUGUCUUUCGCCGAUCCAAGCACUGACACCAAAACCGGUAACAACAACAACAAGACCAGCGAGCAAGGGGAGAGCGGGAAGAGCAGCACGUGUAGACCGAGCACGAGCAGUGACAUAAGCGACGAGAGCACUUGCAGCAGCUUCAGCAGCAGCAUCAACAAACCACACAAGGCCAACGAUGUGAGAUGGGAAGCCAUUCAAGCUGUCAGAACCAAACACGGCGGUUUGGGAUUGAACCAUUUUAGGCUCUUGAAGAGGUUAGGAUGUGGUGAUAUCGGAACUGUCCAUCUCGCUGAGUUGAACGGGACGAGGUGUUACUUUGCCAUGAAGGUUAUGGACAAAACAGCUUUGGCUAGCAGGAAAAAGCUUCUUAGAGCUCAGACCGAGAGAGAGAUUCUUCAGUGUCUUGAUCACCCGUUUCUACCCACACUCUACAGUCAUUUUGAAACUGAGAAGUUCUCUUGUUUGGUUAUGGAGUUUUGCCCUGGAGGUGACUUGCAUACGCUGAGACAGAGACAACCAGGGAAACGCUUCACCGAGCAAGCUGCAAAGUUCUAUGUAGCGGAGGUGCUUCUUGCAAUGGAGUAUCUACACAUGCUGGGGAUCAUUUACCGUGAUCUGAAACCAGAGAAUGUUCUUGUGAGAGAUGAUGGACACGUGAUGCUUUCGGAUUUUGAUCUCUCCCUGAGAUGUACUGUGAGCCUCUCGAUAGUCAGAUCAACCAAUCUCGGAUCCGAAGGCUUGUCAAAGAACUCAGUUUCUUGCUCGCAGCAACCCGCUUGCAUCCAGCAGCCGUCUUGCAUCUCAAUGGCUCCAACAUCUUGCUUUGGUCCUCGGUUCUUCUCAUCCAAGUCCAAGAAAGACAAGAAAGCGAAAACAGAUAACGGUAACCACCAAGUUACUCCCUUACCGGAGCUCGUUGCAGAGCCAACAAGCGCUCGUUCGAUGUCGUUUGUGGGGACACACGAGUACCUAGCUCCAGAGAUCAUCAAAGGUGAAGGACAUGGAAGCGCGGUUGAUUGGUGGACUUUUGGGAUCUUUCUUUAUGAGUUGUUGUUUGGUAAAACACCGUUUAAAGGCUCAGGGAAUAGAGCGACGCUCUUCAAUGUGGUUGGUCAGCCUUUGAGGUUCCCUGAGUCUCCGGUUGUUAGCUUUGCAGCUAGAGAUUUGAUAAGGAGUUUGCUUGUGAAGGAGCCACAGCAUAGGUUAGCUUACAAGCGUGGAGCGACGGAGAUGAAGCAACAUCCUUUCUUUGAAGGAGUGAAUUGGGCUCUGGUUCGGUGUGCCACUCCACCUGAGGUUCCCAAACCGGUUGAUCUUGAACCGGUGAAACAACAUACUCCUGCUACACCGGCUUCUGCUGCAUCUACAAGCGUGAGAUCUGACCAGAGCAAUUAUCUUGAGUUUGAUUUCUUCUGAUCCGUGUCCCCAAUUUGAUGAUUCUCCUAUUGUUUCUUGUUUAGUUUAUUUGAAACAUGUGUUCUUUCUCUUGUCUUUUUUCCUUUUCUGAACAAGCUUCUGAGAUUUGUAUCAUUCUUCAAACAUCUUAGACAGUAUCUGUACCAUCUUCGUAAGCUAAAUGUUAAGAGAC
Messenger RNA from Brassica oleracea var. oleracea, 2006 nucleotides. Its product is annotated as serine/threonine-protein kinase D6PK. The coding region runs from base 329 to 1834 and encodes 501 amino acids. The record is from RefSeq and is a predicted model, not a curated record. Gene Ontology annotation, cellular component: plasma membrane; nucleus; cytoplasm. The transcript has 3 exons. Gene Ontology annotation, biological process: protein phosphorylation. Lineage: Eukaryota; Viridiplantae; Streptophyta; Magnoliopsida; Brassicales; Brassicaceae. Gene Ontology annotation, molecular function: ATP binding; protein serine/threonine kinase activity.